GCCUCCUAUCCGUAGACCCAUCCUUAGAAUUGUCCCUGGAGUUUCCACGAUGCCCAUAUCCCCUCUUCCCGAAGACACCAGUCGUUUACUUGGCUCAACUCUGGUCAUAACCUCGCCCCUCUUUCUCGUCAAAGAGUUGCUGGAUAAUGCAAUCGACGCCGGAGCAACAGCAGUCGAUAUCUUGAUUUCUCCAAACACCCUGGAUAAGGUCGAAGUCAGAGACAACGGGAGCGGCAUCAGUCCGAGCGAUUUCGACAUUCUUGGACGACCAGGACAUACUAGCAAGCUCACAUCACUCAAAGACCUUGAGACUGUCGGUUGCAAGAGCCUUGGAUUUCGCGGCGUAGCCUUGGCCAGUGUUGCUGCUCUGGCAGAAAUUGCAAUCUGCACCAGAACAUCGGCUGAAUCCGUGGCAACCAUCUUACAUCUUGCGAGAGAAUGUGUCGCUGCUGCUCGUGGACAUAAAUCUGCUCCUGUUGGCACUUCUGUUUGCGUCACUAAUCUGUUCGGUGCGUAUCCAGUGAGGCACAAGAGAGCCACCAGUGAAGCGACUGCGACGAUUUUCAAGAUCAAAGGCCUCUUGGAGUGCUACGCUUUUGCAAGGCCGCAGAUCAAGUUCUCUUUUAAGGUCCUUGGAGGAAAGCAAUGGUGGUCCUAUGUUCCAUCCUCCGGUGCCGCCCUCAAAGACGCUGUUGUCCAGGUAAUGGGCCGGGAACUGGCAGCUCAAUGCAUGCUUCGGACUUCACCGUUCCCUGUAUCCGACAAUGAGACGAGAAACACACAGAACUGUGGUCUCACUCUGGCUGGGCAGCCAUCCAAGUUUGUAUUCGAAGCCUACCUCCCCACCUCUACGGCUGAUAUUCGAAAGAUUUGCAAGAGUCCUUUCAUCUCGGUAGAUUCUCGACCUCUCUCAUUCACUCAGGGGACCGCUAAGAGGUUGAAGGCCCUCUUCGAGAAGCAUUUCAAGGGGUCCUUGACUUCUGAAGACUCAUCAAAGCUUUCCGGAAGCCCGUUCAUACGACUGAAUAUCAGAUGCCCUCUUGGGUCCUAUGAUCCCAAUGUCGAACCAUCCAAAAACGACGUUCUCUUUCAUGAUGAAGAGUUAGUGCUUCGAGAGUUCGAGCAAUUCUUGUUGUCAGUCUAUCCCGCCAACCGCGAUGACGGCGACCGUUCUCGCGUGGACACAUCAAGGGAAGAGAAUGGAGGUGUAUGCAAUACCAGUGUGGCUGACCAUCACGUCCCAACGCCCCAGGUUAAAACCACACCGGCAGACAGUGGGCUUGGGACCGGAUCCCACAGAGAUUGCCCGACCACUCCGUCGAGUAGCAACAGGAGACCAUCCAUUUCAAGUACUGCGCCCUUAGUACAGUCAUGGUCUGUCGAUAUGUCUGCGGGUGACGGAGCCAUUAGUGAUGGAGACGAUGAUGUCGAUGUCCAGACACAGCCUGGUAAAGGAACAGCUCUCACAACACCUCCAACCGAUGACGAACUCCCCGACCAGUCAAAAGAGGGCCUGAAUCCGUGGACAAUUGCCAAAUUGGUGGCCCCUCGACGGCAGACACAGCAAAACCUAAGCAGUCCUACACGGAAAACUGGGCAUGUUAUUCCAGAUGAAGUACCGUCUUCAGAAGGGCCACCGGUGGAAGUGCCAGAACGGCAAGGCAACACACAAGAUCAACCUCUCCGGAAUACUCAGCCAGCGACUGAGAACAACUACACGACCACAAGGACCCCAACCUGCAAUCCGCUGCUGAAUGUUGGGCAAGCACAUUCCCAGCCUGCCAAUCGACGCAACAACAGACCAACAAUGGAUUUGGAACAAUAUUCGUAUACAACACAAGGGCAUGGCAGACGACCGGCGGGUAGGCGCUCCUAUCCAACGCAUGCUGGGCGAAGCCCUGGGAUGGUACAGGCCAAACUUUCUUUUGGCGGAGGCAGCUCUAAACGGCAACGGAAAACACAGACGAAUGAGAUCCACGAGCUUGAACCACUCGAAAACACGGACCCGCAUGCUUACGGUGGUUUUGCCAGGCCCAACCAGCCACUCAUGGGGUUGCCUGGUCAGCAUAUUGCCAGAAGAACCAACAACGACGCACGGCGGAGAACUACAGCCCAAACCAGAGCAGAUAGUCUGACUGAUAUGCUGAGCGGGGAAAUGCCUGUCAACCCAAGGACCGUCGACGACCUAUCAUCUACCGUGGAGGGCGAGAAGGGUAUUGAGGCAGCUUUGCCGAAGAACGAUCCUAGAGGUUACUUGAUACGGAGACAACUGUCACUUGCAGAUAAGCCUCAGAGGAGAAAGAUCCAACGCCUCAAGACAAACCUACUACCACUAGAAACCACGCCACUAGGAUUCGAAACUCACAAGCUUGCGUUGACAGUUCUGGUUGACCCGCAGACACUAGGCAGAAGUAUGGUAAAGACAUCUUUACUCGACAGCUACUUAGUCGAAGGCGCGCUGGAAGACCAAUUGGAGAACGGUAUAAGUCCAGAGGAAGUAACCACACUGGAAAGCCGAGUCCAGCUUCUUUUGUCACAAACGAGCCACCAGUCGUGACUCCCUCCUCGUCGCGGUUUGAGAAAGCAGUGAUAUCAGGCCCACGGCAGACCUUUAUAAAAAUUUCUAGUUAGUAUCGUUGUGUGAUGUAUCAACUAUCAGGCGAGGAAGGUGCGGUCGAAGACUGGUUCGGAGAGGUGCCGAAAAACUAGGUGACAUUUGAGGGAGUUUGGUGAAACGAAGAGUACAAAAGGGAAUAGUUGGCCAGGUCCUUGUCGAUGUCGUCAUGUAGGUAUAUUCCAGCGGGGGGCUGGUUGAUGUUUUGAGGGAGGAAGAGGCUUAAUGAUGGACAUAUACUGCCGUGUUGGGAAGUGUGUUGUGGGAGAAAGUUGAACAUGGCUGGACGAAGGCAUGGUGUAACGCAAUGAAAGUUGAGGUCAUGUCAAAAAUAG
Molecule: messenger RNA, 2949 nt
Organism: Neurospora tetraspora
Lineage: Eukaryota; Fungi; Ascomycota; Sordariomycetes; Sordariales; Sordariaceae
Exons: 2
Coding region: 50-2557 (835 amino acids)
Biological process (GO): mismatch repair
Cellular component (GO): MutLalpha complex
Molecular function (GO): ATP-dependent DNA damage sensor activity; mismatched DNA binding; ATP hydrolysis activity
Source: RefSeq, a predicted model, not a curated record